UAGCCAGCUGCUUAUUUUAUUGUCAAAUUGAAAUAAAUUUUUUCGAAAUAUGUUUAAAAAUAAAAAAAAAUAUUUAGCUUUUAACUAAAAUAAGCAAUUAACAAUAAUUAUUACAAUACUUCAACAAGUAAACAAUUAGUUUUACAUAUGUGGGGUAGUUUCUAAUCGAAACAAUUUUAUAUUGCAAAAAAAAAACUCCAUUCUAACUCCAUAUUGUUGUAGGAAGACAAUAUAAAGUAAAUUGCCUAGGAUUUGUGUUUUUUUAUUUAAUAAGUGAAAAUAUUUAAAAGAUUAUUUUAUGGCUCGGAGCUUUGCAAUGGAGUGCCCUGUCACUCCAGAAAGAGUUGAUCAGUGUCCUGCUACACCGGAUUUUAUACGAAGACCAAUUAAAUCCCCGGAAAGUACAAGUUCUUCAGAUGAAAGUACAUUUCAUGGUCGUGUUGCUAAUGGAUCUCCUCCACCAAAUUGUGCUAUUUGUUUGGGAAAAUGUAAAAAUAAAUGUUUCACGGAUUCAUGCUUGCACCAGUUUUGUUUUAAAUGUUUAUUAGAAUGGAGUAAAGUCAAAGCAGAAUGUCCUCUAUGCAAACAAUGUUUUAAAUCAAUUAUUCAUAACGUUAAAUCGGAUGAUCAGUUUGAAGAAUAUUGGGUACAAUCACCAUCAAAUAUAUUUCCAGACUUUUCCCGGCCAAUGCGAGCUCAUAUACAAAUACCAAGCCGUAGUACUUUCAAUGCCGCGAUGCAGUUGCAGUCAAACACGCUUUCAAACUCCAUAAUUCAGUUACGAUCAAAUAUUUCUACCAGAUUUCGACGCUACGUUUAUGAUGGAGAAUUAUACGCCUCGCCGCUGCCUGAUGUAACAGGUCGUUUUCGAGAAUGUUCAGCCAGAUUUUAUAGGGAAAAUCCCACUCAAGUUCAUCGUUUAAUGCCAUGGCUAAACCGUGAAUUAAUAUGUUUGUUAAGAGACACGAAUUAUUCAACAAGUACAUUACUAGAGAUGAUUCCCCAUUUGCUUACAAUAUUCAAUAUAAACUCUCCAGAUUUUCGUCGUCGUGUGUCACCUUUCUUGGGCCAACAUACAGCACAUUUUAUUCAUGAGUUUCUUAAUUUUGCUAGAAGUCCUUAUGAUAUGAUUGGAUAUGACAGAGAAGUUCGAUACGCUGGAAAUUCAAAUGAAGGCGAAGUUGUUAUAAAUGAAACAUCUUCAUCAAGCGACUCGGAUGAAGUAGCUGAAAUUGCAGGUGAUAGUCCACAACUUUUAACUGAAUCCUUAUAUAACAACAGAAGACAACGUAACAAUCCCGCACUUGGGUUAACCAUUGAAACAUCAAAUAACCAAAAUUCUGCCGUUUCAACAGUUCAUAUAAUAAUUGCUGAUGGUGAUAGCAAUGGCAGCAACAACAAUAAUCUCGACACAUCAAAUAUUCAAAAUCAAAAUUCUCAAUUAACUGCAAUAAACUUAUCAACCAACAAUAAUCCUGGCAUUUCAAAUAAUGAAACUAAUAAUCAAAUGAGCUCAGAAAUAAGAAUUUUGAAUGAAAGUCCUAUUGAAAUAACAGAAACAAAUCAGUCAUCACGCCAAAUUAGUGAUGACAGAGUAUCUUUACUUAGUAGUACAAGUAGUGAUGCUUGUGAGUUCGUUUUAGAAAGAAAACCCCCACACCUUCGAACUCCUGAAAUGGUUAGUUUGAAUUCCGAUUCUGAUAGUGAUGUGGUUUUCAUAAGCGAAGAACGGAGAGUAGAAAAAACUGCAAGCAAUGGACCCACCCCAGGCACAAGUGGAGUUUCUUUCAGUAUUGCUAAACAAAGAAAAAUGAGAAGUUCAAAAAUGAGAAACAUUAGAGGCAUAUUUAUACCAUCAUCUGACGUUGACCAUUCCUCAGAUUCAGAUUUUAAGCCACCUGUGGAAACGAGAAGGAAUCGUCAAAAAAAAAUUAGAACAAGGCAAUCCGAGAAAACAAUCAAAUCAGAAUUUAUUGCUGGUCCAUCUACCUCAUCGGGUAUAACAAGUGGAGGAAAACCAAUGUCUUUGUUAUAUUCUUCGUCAUCCUCUCGCGAUAAACGACAAAAAUAUAAAUCUUCAAAACCUAAAAUUUUCGGGAACCGUAACGGACGUAGUUACAAAAAUAUAUAUCAAUCAAGUUCGAGCUCAGAUAUUGACAGUUCAAGACAUGAAAGUGAUGAUGAUGACCACAAAUCAUCAAGUUCGGUUGACCACGCAGUUAAUACUAAAAAAUCUGUAUCAAGUGCGAACUCGGCCACCAGUUCUUCAAACACAUCAAGCGGCACUCGCAGUAGUAGCAGCAGCAGUUGUCAAAGUGGCAAGAGCAAAAAUUUCAAGAAUAAAACCAGUGUUCGAGGUCUAGGUAAAUUAAAUAGGAAAGGGCACGCCCUACGUAAAUCCACACGAAGCUCCAGCUCCAGCUCUUCAAGUUCUUCUGCUCUCAAAAUGAAAGUUAAUGGAACUAGAAAUAAAAGAAGUAGUAGUAGUAGUAGUACUAGCACAAGUAUUAGUGGUAGUAGUAGUAGUACUAGCAACGGUACCAGUGAUGUAAGUAGUAGCAGCAAUUUGAGUGACAAGAUACAUCGUGGUAACAUUAGCAAUAAAAGUACUAACAGUAACGCCGAAAAUAUUAAACGUUACAAAUCCAUUCGAAAAAUGUUACUGAGGGUGGAAAAAAAUUGUAAAUUGCAACAAAAAUUUAAAAGUGAUAAGCAACAUUCCACACGUUUAAAAAAAGAUGAAAGCAUUACUAAAAGCACUGAAAGCUCUAAAAGGGGUAAGAAAACGAAAGGAAAAUAUGAGUCUUCAAAAAAAAAGGAUCAUAAGUGUAAAAGGUUAAAAGAAAAAGAUCGGAAAAGGAAACUACAUAGUAGAAUAAACACUAAAUCCACUACAGAAUUUUCAGAAUCUGAUACUGAACCAUUAUCAAAACAUGUAAAAUUAAGUAAAACUGAACCUGUAUCAUGUGAAAAUGUAAGUGGAAAUUCUGAAAUAAUUAACACUGAAAGUGGGUCCACUGUGCAACCAACAGAGCAAGAAGAAUCUCAGUCAGUAGAACAAGAUCGCGAUCCAACUUCUGUUCUUUUAUGUUUCCCGAACAAUGUUUAUUUGUCUAUAAAUCUUUCAACGACUGAACAAAUUCAAAGUGAGCAAACACUAUUGCCCUCAACAAAUAUUAGUGCACAACAAAAUUCACUCAUAUCUGAGGAGUAAAUCUAGAUUUUAAGUUGUUUUCAACUUUAUUAUUAAUUUAGCUUAUUAUCAACUAAACCAGGUAAUUUCAUCGCUCUAUUUUAUUGUUUAUUAUAUAAAUAAUCAACCGAAAAGAAUGUAAAUAUAUUCAUAUUUAAUUCGUAAAUAACCUAAUUUUGGUCCAUUCGAACUAUUAUGUAAAAACUACUUUUUUAA
Molecule: messenger RNA, 3409 nt
Organism: Condylostylus longicornis
Lineage: Eukaryota; Metazoa; Arthropoda; Insecta; Diptera; Dolichopodidae
Product: E3 ubiquitin-protein ligase Topors-like
Exons: 6
Coding region: 299-3214 (971 amino acids)
Biological process (GO): protein polyubiquitination; protein monoubiquitination
Molecular function (GO): metal ion binding; ubiquitin protein ligase activity
Source: RefSeq, a predicted model, not a curated record